AUGCGAGGUCUUCUUCUGGCCGGGGCUCUUGCCCUACCUGCUUCUGUCUUUGCCCAUCCUGCUCAGCAGUCUCAAGGACUCCAUCGGCGUACUGUCGAUUUGAACGCUUUCCGCUUGAAGUCCAUGGCAAAGUAUGUCAAUGCGACAGAGACCAGCGGCGAUGCUCCGUCCUCCUUUGCUCCUUUCGUGCAGCAAAGCUACGUGGAGGUCGCGACUCAGCAUGUCAAGACAAUUGUCCCUGACGCUACUUUCCGCGUUGUUGAUGACCACUAUGUUGGUGACAAUGGUGUCGCCCACGUCCAUUUCCGCCAGACAGCCAACGGUCUCGAUAUCGACAAUGCCGAUUUCAAUGUCAAUGUUGGAAAAGACGGAAAGGUCUUUUCCUAUGGCAACUCUUUCUACACCGGCAAGAUCCCAAGUUCGACUUCAUUGACCAGGCGCGACUUCUCCGACCCUGUGACUGCUCUCAAAGGAACGAAAAAUACACUGCAGCUUCCCAUCGCUGUGGAUAGCGCGUCUUCCCAGCGCGCAGAAGAGAAGGAGUCGUACAUUUUCAAGGGGGUCUCCGGAACUGUCUCCGAUCCCAAGGCGAAACUGGUAUACUUUGCCAAGGCCGAUGGAGAGCUCGCCUUGACAUGGAGAGUUGAGACGGACAUUGAUAGCAACUGGCUCUUGACCUACAUCGAUGCCAAGAGCGGCCAGGAGAUCCAUGGUGUGGUUGACUAUGUCGCUGAAGCGGACUACCAAGUAUACGCAUGGGGAAUCAAUGAUCCAACUGAGGGCUCGCGUACCGUGAUCAGCAACCCAUGGGACUUGACUGCGUCGGAAUUCACCUGGAACAGCGAUGGCAGCACAGAGUAUACCACUUCUCGCGGCAACAACGGGAUUGCCCAAUCCAACCCCAGUGGUGGAACAAGCUACCUGAACAACUAUCGCCCUAAUAGCUCAAGCUUGUCGUUCAAGUACCCUUACUCCACGAGCUCGACGCCUCCAUCAUCCUACAUCGAUGCAUCGAUCAUCCAGCUAUUCUACACGGCCAAUACCUAUCAUGAUCUGCUGUACACCCUGGGCUUCAACGAGAAGGCCGGUAAUUUCGAGUACAACACCAAUGGGCAAGGCGGGCGUGGAAGCGACUAUGUGAUUCUCAACGCCCAGGAUGGCUCUGGCACCAACAACGCCAACUUUGCGACGCCUCCCGAUGGACAGCCAGGCCGCAUGCGCAUGUAUGUCUGGACUGAGUCGACGCCGUACCGGGACGGCUCGUUUGAGGCCGGAAUUGUCAUUCAUGAAUAUACCCACGGUCUGUCCAACCGACUCACUGGAGGACCUGCCAACUCCAACUGCCUGAAUGCCCUCGAGUCGGGCGGCAUGGGUGAAGGCUGGGGAGAUUUCAUGGCCACCGCAAUCCGACUCAAGGCCGGUGAUACGCGCUCGACUGACUACACCAUGGGAGAAUGGGCUGCGAACAGGCCCGGCGGGAUCCGCGCUUACCCCUACUCGACCUCGUUGAGUACCAAUCCUCUCACAUACACCAGCCUGAACUCCCUGAACGAGGUACAUGCCAUCGGUACAGCCUGGACGACAAUGCUGUACGAGAUGAUGUGGAAUUUGAUUGAUAAAUAUGGCAAAAAUGAUACGCCGAAGCCCACGUUCCGCGACGGUGUGCCGACAGAUGGCAAGUACCUCGCCAUGAAAUUGGUCAUUGAUGGCAUGGCUUUGCAACCGUGCAAUCCCAACUUCGUCCAAGCCCGUGAUGCCAUCCUUGAUGCUGACACUGCUCUCACUGGUGGUGCCAACCAGUGUGAGAUCUGGAAAGCAUUCGCCAAGCGAGGUUUGGGUUCUGGUGCCAAGUACAGCUCAAGGAGUCGGGUUGGAAGCACUCAGGUUCCCAGUGGUGUUUGUUGA
Messenger RNA from Aspergillus thermomutatus, 1905 nucleotides. RefSeq names its product extracellular metalloproteinase. The transcript has 5 exons. The coding region runs from base 1 to 1905 and encodes 634 amino acids. The record is from RefSeq and is a predicted model, not a curated record. Lineage: Eukaryota; Fungi; Ascomycota; Eurotiomycetes; Eurotiales; Aspergillaceae. Gene Ontology annotation, molecular function: metalloendopeptidase activity; zinc ion binding.